This is a messenger RNA of Pristis pectinata (smalltooth sawfish), 1176 nucleotides long. RefSeq names its product protein mono-ADP-ribosyltransferase PARP11-like. Gene Ontology annotation, molecular function: zinc ion binding; NAD+ poly-ADP-ribosyltransferase activity. The record is from RefSeq and is a predicted model, not a curated record. Lineage: Eukaryota; Metazoa; Chordata; Chondrichthyes; Rhinopristiformes; Pristidae.
CUUCGAGCGAGGGGCUGUGGUUGAAAGACGAGGUGUUGCCCAUCACCGGAGGCGGAUCCGGGCCCUGUCGCGCUGCUCCCGGAGGAGGAGGCUGACGAGGCCCCCAUCAUGAUACGGAGAGCGGUCCGUGCACUGUGAGCGGCACAGUAAUUUAAAUAAUGGCUGGCGAGGAAUUUGCUUCAGUAAUGGAGGAAGAUACCGUGGAGGAAAUGGAUACAUCUGAUACACAGUGGAACUGGUACUACUUGGGUGAAUGUGGAAAAUGGCACAUCUAUGAGAAGGAUCCCAAUGUUCCAUGUUCUGUAAGCAGUGAAGAUAUCGAAAGAAUUUUUAGGGUGAAUUCAGAUGGCCAUUUUUCAUUUUCCACUGCAAAAUACAACUACACAAUAGAUUUCAGAGCAAUGAAACAAACUAAUACAGCAACUGGCAAGCAGAGGCCCGUGAAACGUGCAGCCUUCUCCGUCACUGCUUUCAGUUUUAUAUGUGGAAAUGAAGAAAUUCCCAUUCCUUUGCAUUGGGAGAAUAUAGAUCGAGACAAACCUUACCAGCUCUGUCCAUUGCAUAAAGCUUCAAAUGAAUAUCAGGAAGUCGCAAACUCUUUGGACAAACAAUGGAUCAGAAACCGAAUCAUGCAAAUUCAAAGAAUUCAGAAUUUAGACUUGUGGGAGUUCUAUUGCAGAAAAAAAGCCCAUUUGAAGAAGAUGAGAAAUGAAUUGGAAGUGAAUGAAAGAAUGCUUUUUCAUGGUACGAGCAAUGAAUUUGUGGAAGCAAUAUGUUCACAGAAUUUUGACUGGAGAAUAAAUGGAGCCCAUGCUACAGUUUAUGGAAAAGGGACUUACUUUGCUCGUGAUUCCUCAUACUCCAGCCGUUACUGCCGUGCUGACGAGAAGUGCGAGGCAACCUUGCAGCCACAUCAGUGGAAGCCACAAUUUAAAACAAUGUUUCUUGCUCGAGUUCUUGUGGGUGAUUAUAUUACAGGAGACCCCAAAUAUAUUCGGCCUCCUUCCAAAGAUGGAAGUCUGGUGAACUUGUAUGACAGCUGUGUGGACAACAAGUGGAAUCCAAAGAUUUUUGUAAUAUUUGAUGCCAACCAUAUCUAUCCAGAAUACCUAAUUAAUUUCCGUUGAACAGAAGUGAGGAAAUUACUGCUGGAAUUGUCAGGUAAAUUGAAAUGAA